AUGGAUGACCCUAAAGAGCGGAGAAGAAUCCAGAACCGCCUCAACCAACGUGCCAGCCGCAGAAAGAAGGCUAUAUUAUCUUCAAACGGUCCUGGGCCGUCGAUGAGAAAGUGGACAAUUUACGUCCCCCCGUCGCAGGAAACAGCGACAUCCAUAACCCCUAGCGAUCCCACCCAUGGGGAGAUCGACGCAGCAACCGCUCAUUUCUGCUACCUCAGCCUCGAAACACGCCAGAUAGUUUUGGAUCUAUUACAUGACCGCGUGAACAGAGGAAUAGUCUCCCGCGCACUCUCCUCCGAAUUUCUCCUCCCAGUCACGCAGUGGAACAUCAUCCGCGCCAUGGUCACCAACGCUACUACGAUGGGUCUAACUAUGGCCCUCUUAGCAGAGGAUAUCAUCUCCCCGUUCAAUGCUUGCGGACCAGCAAGGGCAAAUCUACCACCCAGCUUACAUCCCACGUAUCUACAGAAAUCCAUCAUCCACCAUCCCUGGAUCGACCUAUGUGCCGUUUCCUCGGUGCGGGACGCUCUGCUGCGCAAUCUGCAUCUCUACUCUGAGGAUGAACUUUGCGAUGAUCUCUUUGGCAAAUCCAGUGAUUCGACCGAGUCGACCGGACUCUUAAUCUGGGGUGAAGCAUGGGAUGCGUCCGCUUAUGAGAUAUCCGAAAGAAUGUUUCGGAAAUGGAGGUGGUUAUGGAGGGAAUGUCCUGAGGUGAUUUGGUCUACGAAUUACUGGAGGUUGCAGCGAGGAGAGGAGACACUUGUCAUCUCUGAUUGA
Messenger RNA from Aspergillus terreus NIH2624, 777 nucleotides. RefSeq lists its product as uncharacterized. The coding region runs from base 1 to 777 and encodes 258 amino acids. The transcript is spliced from 2 exons. Lineage: Eukaryota; Fungi; Ascomycota; Eurotiomycetes; Eurotiales; Aspergillaceae. The record is from RefSeq and is a predicted model, not a curated record.